Molecule: messenger RNA, 2391 nt
Organism: Electrophorus electricus (electric eel)
Lineage: Eukaryota; Metazoa; Chordata; Actinopteri; Gymnotiformes; Gymnotidae
Gene: znf385c
Product: zinc finger protein 385C
Cellular component (GO): nucleus
Molecular function (GO): zinc ion binding; nucleic acid binding
Source: RefSeq, a predicted model, not a curated record
GCCACCGAAGACAAGGACAAGCGAAAGAGAAGCAGCGAGCACGAGACUGAAGCGGUAGCCUGGCGCGGGAGUGCUGGUGUGUUGGUUUAUCUGCGUGCAGAAGAGUAUUUGUCAGCUUCUUCGUUUGACUGCAGUUUGUUUGGAAAACUCGGAUUUGGUUCGAUAAUUAAUCGACAUCAUGCUGAUCGGUGCAGCGGCGCAGGGCAGCACCCUGCUGGCAGCGGUGCCGGUGCAGGCUCGACCUCUGCACACGCCUCUGGAGCUCAAGAACUUUCUGCCAUUCCGACUCAGUGGCUCCUCCGCUCUCAGCCUGUUCCCCAACUUCAAUACCAUGGAUCCUGUGCAGAAGGCUGUUAUUAACCACACCUUUGGGGUUCCUCAGAAGAAAAAACAAGUCAUCUCGUGCAAUAUCUGUCACCUGCGUUUUAACUCCACGAACCAGGCGGAGGCACAUUAUAAAGGCCAUAAGCAUGCUCGUAAGAUGAAGGCUUUGGAGGCUCAGAAGACCAAGCACCACAGACGUCAGCUGGACGGCAGCGUGAGGGAGAGAGUGAGGGGCAGAGCACGCGUGGCAGAGCCCCUCACAACCAUCCAUCCCUGCACAACAGAGAGAUCUAAGUUGCUUUGUGAUUCUGCCUCUGUGGUGAAGCUGGACGAUACUCAGCCCAGCUCCGUGGCUCUGACUCCCAUGUCCGAGGUGUCGUCUACCGAUGUGCUGGACUCUUCUUUCGUCUCCCAGCAAUCAGACACCAGCAGGGAAACGAGCAUCCAGCAGGGCAGCCCUGCAGAGGACGCGCUAGGAGAUAAGGACCCAAGGCGGACCAAGCAGCAUCUAUACUGCCCAGUCUGCAAGGUGACAGUCAACUCAGUCACCCAGCUGGAGGCCCACAACAGCGGUACCAAACACAAACUGAUAAUGGAGGGACAGAGCAUAUUGCCACGACGACGGGGAAAGGUGCUGUCCUCCCGUGCCAUGUGUAAAAGCAAGCGAUUGGCCAAUAAAGGCAGCUUGGGUGUGGCCAGCAAGAACUUCCAGUGUGAAGUAUGUGAGAUUCGCGUCAACUCUGAGACCCAACUCAACCAGCACAUGAACAGUCGCAGACACAAAGACAGACUGGCAGGAAAGACACCAAAGCCCAAAUACAGUCCACACAGCAAGAACCCGAACCCUACCUCAGGAGUACUGCAGAGUGUCAGGUGGAGUAGCUGUGCUGGAGGAGCUGUGUCCGCCAUGAAGAAAGUCUUUAACCAGUACAGUCUGUCCCCUUUGGCUUCACAGACCAAGCUGGCACUACAGAAGCAACUGACUAAAAACUUGUCAACCAGCUUCCUGCCAACCCCUAUAACUCCACCCACUCUUUGCACAGUGGCAGCCAAUCCACUCGCACUCCGGCACCCAGCUGGUGCCACAUUUAUUCAGACACCAAUCCUAGGCCCCGCCCUCUUUCGGCCUGCACCAGGACCACUUCGGGCCACACACACCCCUAUUAUCUUCUCACCUUAUUAAAGCAUGCACAUACUUACACACACACACACACACACACACGCACACACACAUACACAUGCACACACACACCCCUAUUGUCUUCUCACCUUAUUAAAGCAUGUACAUACUUACACGCACACACACACACAUACACGCACACACACCCCUAUUAUCUUCUCACCUUAUUAAAGCAUGCACAUACUUACACACACACACACACACACGCCCACACACACACACACACACACAUACACAUGCACACACACCCCUAUUGUCUUCUCACCUUAUUAAAGCAUGCACAUACUUACACACACACACACACACACACACACACACACGCACAUACACAAUACAUGAAUAAACUCUAUACAAAUAAACUUUGUUAUAGUGUGAAACAUGUACAUACAAUAAACUGACAUACAACACUCUUGAAAAUUCUAAAACUGAUACACACACACACACACACACACACACACACACACACACACACACACACACCUCCUGAACUCUCCUAUAAGACUGUGACCCUUCUGAGAAGGUGACUCGUGAACUAUGCACAGAGUGGUAGAAGUCAGAGAGGAAGAGAAUGAGAGACAAGAGAGAGGAAGACAACGACAGACAGCGGAAAUGCAGAAGGAGAGUGAGUGCACACACCCCCGGGCUUUGGGAGGAGAGUGAUUGCACACACCCCCGGGCUGUGGGAGUGCACACACCCCUGGGCUGUGGGAAUGCACACACCCCCGGGCUUUGGGAGGAGAGUGAUUGCACACACCCCCGGGCUGUGGGAGUGCACACAACCCUGGGCUGUGGGAGUGCACACCCCCCCGGGCUGUGGGAGUGCACACACCCCCGGGCUGUGGAAGGAGAGUGAUUGCACACACCCCCAGGCUGUGGGAGUGCACACA